ACUCGUUGAGCGAAAACGAUUUCCAUUCUGAAAAGGCAGGGUCCUCAUAUAGUGAUUGCCAUCGAACGGUGAGCUGGUCAUCAUAAGUUAAGUUUUGACGAACACGAAUUGAACUAGCACUUAUCGAGAGCUUGUCUCUUUACGGAGUCAAAAUCUAGAGUUGAAGGCAGCGGGAGACCAUGGAUGUGGCCCUGGUGUUACUGUGCCUGUUCUCGGUGCUGGUGUCUGAGAAGUUCCUGGUGGCAGCGUUUUCCCAGAGCCUGGUCAGCGACUUCACAUUCACACUCCCCGCAGGACGGAAGGAGUGCUUCUUCCAGACCAUGAAGAAGGACGCGUCGCUGGAGAUAGAAUAUCAGGUGUUGGACGGAGCAGGUCUGGAUGUUGACUUCUCACUGUCGUCUCCUACUGGACACGUUCUGUACAGCGAACACCGCAAAUCAGACGGAGUAUACACUGUAGAGACGGAGGAUGGAGACUACAUGUUUUGUUUUGACAACUCGUUUUCUGCUGUGUCGGAAAAGAUCAUUUUCUUCGAGCUUCUCAUGGACAACAUGGAACAGGAAGGGGAGGAGCCAGAGGACUGGAAGGAGUACGUCCAUGGGACCGACAUGUUGGACAUGAAGCUGGAGGACAUCAUGGACACCAUUAACAGUGUUAAAGCCCGGCUGGGGAAGAGCCUUCAGAUACAGACGGUGCUCAAAGCGUUUGAGGCUCGCGAUCGCAACCUCCAGGAGUCCAACUACGACCGGGUCAACAUGUGGUCCAUGACCAACAUGCUGGUGAUGAUGCUGGUGACGGGAGUGCAGGUCUACCUCAUCCGUGCGCUGUUUGAGGACAAGAGACACGUGCGCACGUAACACCCCGCCCACUGGGAAUGGCCAGGGAGAGACGGACAGCUCUGUCUACACCUGCCAGCCAAUAGCGAGCAGGACUGUUGAAGAUGAGAUUGUAACUCAUCAGAUUUUUAUGUACAACACUCACACACUCAUACGUUACAUCACACAUCCUUACAGACACAAAUGCCAUACCCGUCCAGUCUCUUCAUCUGCUCUGUUCUCCUCUGUUUAGCUGCUGAUGGUCAGAGGGUCUGUGUUGGUAUCUGCUCUAUCUAUCUAAUAAUCAGUGGCGGGUGAGACACCAGCCAGACCUUCAGUUAUUGGUGUUUAAAAGCGAGCGUAAAUGAACAAGUAUUUCUAAUUUAAUAUGGUAAUGUGACCUCUCAACUAUUUCUUCCAGACACUGAGGUGUGUGACUGUCCUGUCUCUGUGUCAUGUCUUCCAGUAUGUGACCUGUGAGUCAUGUUGCGAAACACUUUAUUGUAGAGUAGGUUAUUGAUACGCCUUAGAGAUUCUGAUUUAGCUGUCUGUGCCAAACUGCCAGAACUGUGGCCUUCCAAACACUGGCUGGAGUGGACAGCAACACUGGCUGGAGUGGACAGCAACACUGGGGCAGAACACACAUGGCCUUUCACCCUCACUCUCUUUCAAAAACACACUCAUUCUCACACACACACAAUCUUUUACUUACACACACUCAAACCCACACACUUCUUCAUUGAAACCGCUGCUGUCUGCCAGUUCCAGCGAAUAGAGAAGUGGAGUAGGGGAAAGGGAAUGGUUCCAUAUGUAACUCUCUAAAUCACUGCUGUUCUCUUCUACUCCCUCCUUUUCGUCCUACUAUAACUCUGUCCUGAUGGUCUGUCAGACUUAGUGCCGACAGCAGAGUCAGGUUUCAGUCAUACAGGCAGAAGUGAAAUGGAACCUGCCCUGCCCCUUUCGCUCUCUUUUUCUCUUGUGACAGAAAUAGAAUGCUAUCUAACACACAGCUGUGUCAUCACAGCAAUCACACCCUGCACUGGGGGGUAAAAGAGGCAGGAAUGUUUGUGGGAAAAGGGUUGCGGGUGACUGAAGGAGGUGGGAGUGGUUGGGAAAUCAUCUAAUUGACUGUUAUUUGGCUUUAUUUUAUUGUUUUGUAGCUCUGUCAUAUACGCACUUUGACAAACAUACAGAUGUGGUUGAUGCACUGAGAUAUGUGCCAACAUUUUGGAGCUGCUGACAAAUUUAGUCGGAUUUCUCUCUCUAACUGCUAUCUAUGUUACAAAAUAGUUUUUCUAUAAAUACGCAAUGCGCUGCUGUGUUGAUGAGUAAUACCACACCGCCAUCUUGUGGCUGGACACCAAAACUGCUCACGCAAAACAAAACAUGACUUGUUCACCUCUCGGACUGAAGGGUGUACCACAAAGCAUGCUCAAUGAAAUAGCCAGGUAACUUUGAUAAAUAAACAGAUAGCUAUUG
Molecule: messenger RNA, 2294 nt
Organism: Salvelinus sp. IW2-2015
Lineage: Eukaryota; Metazoa; Chordata; Actinopteri; Salmoniformes; Salmonidae
Product: transmembrane emp24 domain-containing protein 5-like
Biological process (GO): endoplasmic reticulum to Golgi vesicle-mediated transport; intracellular protein transport; Golgi organization
Cellular component (GO): endoplasmic reticulum-Golgi intermediate compartment; COPII-coated ER to Golgi transport vesicle; endoplasmic reticulum
Source: RefSeq, a predicted model, not a curated record